AUGUCCCCCAUAAGAAACAAGAAAAAGGGGCAACAUGUGAAAAACUUUGAGAAAUUCUUAGAGUUGUUCAAGAAGCUAGAAAUCAACAUUCCACUUUUGGAAGAACUUGAGCAAAUGCCUACCUAUGCCAAGUUCAUGAAGGACAUCCUUUCUAAGAAGAGAACCAUUGACACAACCCCGAUUAUCCUAACCGAAACUUGUACUGCUAUUUUACAGGCUAUGAAAAUUCCAGUGAAGAAGAAAGGUCGAGGUUCUGUCACCAUCCCAUGCACCAUUAGAGAUAGGUCAUUCAAAAAAGCUCUUAUUGAUUUAGGAGCAUGUGCGAGUCUCAUGCCUUUAUCCAUUUACAAGAAAUUGGGUAUAGGUGUUGUGCAAGACACCAGGAUAACACUUCAAUUUGUCGAUCAUUCGGUUAUGAAACCUUAUGGUAUAGUUGACGAUGUUCUAGUGAAGAUUGAUAAGUUUGUAUUCCCAGUGGAUUUUGUGAUUCUAGAGAUGCCCGAAGAUGACGAGAUUCCUCUCAUUCUUGGGAGACCCUUUUUAGAGACCGAAAGGUGUUUGAUAGACAUAGAGGACGGUAUUAUGACUUUGAAGGUCUAUGAUGAGGAAUUAAAAAUUGAUGUUUGA
Molecule: messenger RNA, 627 nt
Organism: Lathyrus oleraceus (garden pea)
Lineage: Eukaryota; Viridiplantae; Streptophyta; Magnoliopsida; Fabales; Fabaceae
Exons: 1
Coding region: 1-627 (208 amino acids)
Biological process (GO): proteolysis
Molecular function (GO): aspartic-type endopeptidase activity
Source: RefSeq, a predicted model, not a curated record